Zeugodacus cucurbitae (melon fly) is the source of this 660-nucleotide messenger RNA. RefSeq names its product probable 28S ribosomal protein S6, mitochondrial (gene mRpS6). The record is from RefSeq and is a predicted model, not a curated record. Lineage: Eukaryota; Metazoa; Arthropoda; Insecta; Diptera; Tephritidae. The coding region runs from base 111 to 554 and encodes 147 amino acids. The transcript has 2 exons. Gene Ontology annotation, biological process: translation. Gene Ontology annotation, molecular function: structural constituent of ribosome; small ribosomal subunit rRNA binding. Gene Ontology annotation, cellular component: ribosome; mitochondrial small ribosomal subunit.
AUAUGGCAUCACUGAAAUCAUUUUGUUUUUUGAGGUUACUUUUCCACUUUGUUCACUUUCAUAACACAGUGCUCUUCUAUUAAUUUUACAAUUUUUUUAAUCAACUAAAUAUGCCUUCCUAUGAAUUGGCAGUGGUUUUGCGACAAAUGUCCAGACCGGAGGUUGUUUCGGUGUUGAAGCGCACCGCCGGAUCACUUUUGGACAGAGGCUGCGUAAUCAGGAAAUUGGAGAAUUUAGGCACAAGAGCGUUACCGCAUAAAAUCAGUGAGCACGGUAUAGUGCAUCGCGAAGGCACCUACUUCACCAUAUCGUUCGAUGCAGCACCAACAAAAAUAAGUGAUUUUAUGGAAGAGUUCGGACGUGAUAUUGACAUUGUACGACGACGCAUAUUUAAGAUAGAAGAACCUGAAGAAUUCCAAUGCACAUUACAUGAGGAAAUGUUGCCGCCAGCAUAUCGCAAGGAUGUCCAAGAAAUGAUAGAUAUAGCGAAGCGCAAACAAAAGAGAAAAUUCAAAUACAAUUCUGGUUUAGAUUACUAUCCUUUCCAAAAAUAAGGGGACAAAAAUAUAAUUGUUCAAUUAAUUUUUAUUAUAAUAAUAAUUAAAGUUGUUGAUAUACGAGUAAAAUAAAAAUUAGUGCUGUAAAAAACCUCGAUGCAAC